UCCCAGCCACUUGCUUCCCUCCCUGCCUUCCUUCUUACUCAGAGCCCCCAUACCCUUCCCCGGCAUCGUCCUCCUCCGGCAGCGCCAACGCCAGAGCUCCGGCGUCCUCCGACAGCACCGAUGCUGAGCACCGAAAGUUUUGUUGGGGCGAGAGCCCUGGGUGAGGAAUCGUUGCAGAUGUGGGACCUCAACAAGCGCCUGGAGGCCUACCUGGCCCGCGUGAAGUUCUUGGAGGAGGAAAAUGAGGUGUUGCGAGCUGAAAUCCAGAGUGCCAAGAGCAGCCCCGAUGGGGACUCGUGGCGGGUGAAGUACGAAGAGGAGCUGCGAGCCCUGAGGGAUGCGUUGGGUCACGCCUUCAGGGAGAAGUGCACGGCCGAGCUGGCCAGGGACAACCUCUACGAGGAGGUCCAGCAGGUGAAAAGCAGGUGCCAGAAGGAGCAGGCAGCCCGAGAAGAAGCCAAAAAGCUGCUGUCCUUGAGCAAGAAGGAGCUGGAGGAGGAGAAGAGAGCGCAGAUCUGGCUGAAGGAGAGAGCCGUGCAGCUGGAGAAGGAGGUGGAAGCCUUGCUGGAGGUGCACGAGGAGGAGAAAGCAGGGUUGGACCAAGAGAUCGCAAGCUUCUCGCAGAGCCUGGAGAGCUUCCGCUGUGCGCCGGUGGCUUUCCAGCCCGUGGAGGUGGAGGACUACUCCAAGAGGCUCUCGGAGAUCUGGAAAGGGGCAGUGGAGACCUACAAGACGGAGGUGUCGCAGCUGGAGGGUUCCCUCUGCCAGGCCAAGGAGAACCUUUGGAAAGCGGUGGAGGACAACCAGCAGAGCCAGCUGCGGCUGCAACACCUGGAGAAGGACCUGGCAGGGCUCAAAGUGCGGAAGGAGAUGCUAGAAGAGAACUUAGCCCGGCAGUGGCAGGAGCAGCGUGGGGAGGCAGAGAAGUUCCAGUUGGCGAUGGAAGCCCUGGAGCAGGAGAAGCAGACCCUGCGGGUGCAAAUCGCUCAGGUGCUGGAGGACAGGCAGCAGCUCAUGCACCUCAAGAUGUCCCUCAGCCUGGAAGUGGCGACCUACAGGACGCUGCUGGAAGCAGAGAGCACCCGCUUGCAGAUGCCACCCAAUGAUUACAAACUGGCCAACGGUUUGCGAGAUCUGAAGUUGGAGGUGAGCGGCGGCACCAAAUCGGCGUCGGCGAGCGCCGAGGCCAGGCGGCUGCUGCCCCGCGACCACCGCGCCAGCCCCUCCGUCUUCUCCAGGGCAAGAGCCCAAAGCGAUGCUCUGAGCCCCAAAAGCCAGAGCUCCGGCACCAGGGAGCUCCAGAAAAUCAACUCGGUUCUCCACGCCACAGCACCACAGGCUACCGGCACGGUCCGGGAGGUGGUUGUCCCUGGUCACCCCAAACCGAGCACCUCACCAACAAGUCAAGCUGCUUCUUCUCUCUCCCUGGAGCCCCAAAGCCCGGUGCCACCAGAGCCGGGGAGCCCACGGGGAGAAGGUCCUGCCUGGCCAGGGGGAGAAGAGGAUGAGAUGAUCCAAGAGAUGGAGAAUCCUCCGCUUGGAGCCGCGAUGGAGACCGGUGAUGCCAACAUUGAGCUUCCAGGAGCAGCGCCCAUCCGCCGCCUGCGGUACCCGGCGCAGCUGGUGAGUGAGGCGCUGGAGGAUGCUCUCAAGGUAAUGAAAGAUGACGCUCAGCCCAAAGAAGAGCCCACGCUCAGCGCCACGUGGGCCCCCCAGGAUGCCCGUGCCCCCAUUUCCCCCUUAGAGGUUUGCAGAGGCACCAGGGAAGAAGACCACUCUGAGGAUUCCAGGGAUGACGAAGCCCUGGAAGAGGAGGGGAGGGCUGGAGAAGCCGAGCUCCAGGGGCUUGGCAUGGAGAGCAGCUCUCAGUGGGAUGGAGCUUCAUCCCCACUGGGACCACAUCCCACGGCCACUUCCCAAAGCGCCGCAGCAAGGCAGGAAGAGAUGAAAGCAUGGGAGGAGGAGAUGCCCACUGCGCUGAGCCCGAGGGAAGCAGAAGUGGUGCCCCAGGAAGACGACAUGGGUUGCCCCGGCCAAGUGGAGACCGUCUGGGAAGAGCCAGAACAACAGCACAAAGAGGAUGAUGCCCCAAGCGUGGAGGAUUCGCAACCCUCAGAGGACGAGGAGGAGAGGGGACCCUGCAGCCCACAUGGAGAGGAUGGUGAUUUCCAGGGCGAAGGGAUUGAUGUGCGAGACAGGGAGUCUCUACAAAAGGAAGUUCUAGCUGCUCAUGCUGUCCCCGUGGAAAGCCACUCGGUUUUGCCCACAGAAAGUGACCUGGAAGAGGACCUUGUUGAUGGAGAGGAGGAAAAGUUUGAGCAUCGGGAAAUGUCUGUGUGCGAGACGGAGCUGGCUGCAGAUGAGGAAAGGGGGCAGGAGAUGUGCCCAGAGCAGGAGAUGUGCCCACAGCAGGAGCCCUUAAGCAUCCAUGAAGCCAUCCCAGCAGAAGAUGCUUCCUCAGAGGUUGAAGAUGAUGCGGUGGGAGAGGAGGACUCAGGCAGAGGAAAAGAUGGGGAAGGUGAAAAGGGAGAGGCCGGUGGGGAGGUGCUGCGAGGAGAAGACGCUUGGGCAGGAGAGGCUGCAGGACCUGAAAUCCCAGGGCAGGAGAGCAGAGCCUGGGAGGAACCUGGGGACCUGGAGGAAAACAGCUCUGUGGAAAAGGCGCUGGAGCAGGAGGAGCUGGAGCCAGAGCCGGGAGAGGAGCCCUGGGGUGGGAAGGAUGAUGGCAACAGCCAAAAACCCUGUCCAAAGGACUGGGAGGUGAUAGAAGACACAGAGGGAGCUCUGGGGACAGAAGAGCCAUCCUGGGCAGGCGAAACCCUGACAAGUGCAGGAGGGCUGGAAAGCGAAGAGAGGGAUGGUGCGUUGCCAUCAGAGCCGGAGGAAACCUGGGAAGAUGAUGAAGAUGCUGAGAGCCAAGAGAUGAGGCGGCAGCAGCCGCCGGCGGAGGCUGAGCCAGCCCUGGAGCUGGCGAGGGAGGAGCAGGAGAGCACGGUGGAUGCUCCUGGGCAAGGGGACAACCAGGAGCCAGCCGAGGCUCCGGAGGAGUCAUGGGAGAUGCAGGGUGAAGACGCAGAUGCUGAGCUGAUCUCCGAGCUGGGACAGCUGGAGAACAGCGGCACCAGCCCCACGGCACUUCAGCCGGCGCCGGGUGAGAGCACAGAGAGCGGCGAGUCGGUGGAGGAGGACGUGGAGCGAUGGGGAGAGAUGGAGCAGGCACCGGCGCUGGGCAGGAGCGUGGAGCUGGAGGACACGCUGCCAGACAGCACACCCCUGCACCUCCUCGAAGGGGAGAUGUUGGCUGUGGUCACACCCAGCCAAAACCCUCCGGAGACUGAGCAGACCAUGGAGACAACCCUUGAGUCUGAAAUAGGUCCAGAGGAGACUGAGGAGACCAUAGAGACAGCCUCCAAAUCUGAAACAGCUCUGGAGGAGACUGAGGAGAUCAUGGAAGCAGAGCCCAAAUCUGAAACAGCUCUGGAGGAGCCUGAGGAGACCACAGAGACAGUUCCUGAAUCCAAAACAGCUCUGGAGGAGGAUGAGGAGACCAUGGACGAAGCCCCUGAAUCCAAAACAGCUCUGGAGGAGGAUGAGGAGACCAUGGAUGAAGCCCCUGAAUCCAAAACAGCUCUGGAGGAGGAUGAGGAGACCAUGGACGAAGCCCCUGAAUCCAAAACAGCUCUGGAAGAGGAUGAGGAGACCAUGGAUGCAGUCCCCGAAUCCAAAAUAUCUCCAGAGGAUGAAGGAUGGCUGGAAGAGAGUGACAAGCCACCAACUCCCAUGAUGCCAGAGAGCCAUGAAGAGCAGUUCGGGACAGAGGUAGCCGCUGCAGCAGAGAGUGCCGAGGAGGAGGAAGGCUAUUUCAUGGUCUCUGCCCCCAACCAAGAGAUGUCCACCUCGGAGGAAGCUGAGCUCUCUGAGGACUUUGAAGAAAUUCAAGUUGAAGAAACCAAAGCCAUCAAAGAUGACCUGGAAGCUCUCGGAGAAGCAUCUCCAGCACCAGAGGACGAAGGGCCCUUUGAGGCGUUUGUUGGUGAAGCAGGUGAAGACAUGAAGAUGCCCACAGAAGACCCUGAUAUGCCAAAGGGUGAGGAUGAGGAUGAUGCUGAGGGUUUUAGUGCUGAGCUGGAAGAAGGUCCAGCUGUGCCCGAGGCUGAUCCUGGCUCUCCUGGGGCCACGGGGCCGUUAGCGGGAGAUGUUGACGAGCCAGCCCAGGUUGCUGCAGGCUCUGAUGCACAUGAGGGACCAGAAUGCUCAGAGGGCUUUGCCACCAAAUUGGUGGAGGAGCUUGAUGGCUUGGUGGAGCUGGAGAACGACGCUGGUGGAGCUGAAACCCUCACGGGCUGUGACCUGGAGCUGGUGGGACAGAAGGAGGAGGAGAAGGAGGAAGAAGAGAAGAAGGAGGAGGAAGAGAGGGAGGAGGAGGAGAUGGAGGAGGAUGAGCCCAGUGUGGCUCACCACAACGUGGCCAAGCCCAACCCUUCGGCAACCCUCCAGGCCCCAGUGAUGCCGGUUUCUCCACUGCCCGACCAAGCAGAGCAGACAUCGGAUGAGCAACCACGUGUGGAGGAGGAAGCACCAGACGGUGACAGCCCUUCCCUGGCUGGGGACGAAGAGCCCCCCGAGGCCGACCCACCCCAGCCGAGCUCCUCACCGGAGCAGGGAGGGUUUCCAGAGGUGAUUAAAGAAAGCUCGGAGGUGGCCGAUCUCUCUGUAGACAUCAUGAAAGCCUCAGAUAUCUUGGAAAUAGUCGAGCAAGCCCUGGAGUUCAACCAGGAGCUGGUGAUGGGCGUGAGGGCGGCCGAAGGAGAACAGCGGGAUCCCAGUGGGAUGGAGCUACUCCAGGACACCGGGGAAGACUCUUCACCUGCCUCAUCCACCGAGGAGGAGCCAACGGUGCAGGAGGCACCGGUGGACGCGGCACCAGGGACAGAAGAUCCAGUUCGGGCGGAGAACGGGCUGCACCGCGAGGCCAGCCUGGAGGACCUGGCCGAGUUCACCGAGGAGGUGUCGAACGGCAUCGCCGGGGUGCCACCAGCACAGGAGUUCUCCGUGGAGACCGAGGAACAGAUGCCACCACAACCUCCUUCUCCUGGAGAUGCUACCACCACCAAGCUGGUUGAUGCCACCCUGCGUGGCAAGCACGGCGGGGCUGACGUUGUCCCCGUGCCGUCCCCGUUGGGAGACGACGUCUUGUGCCUCGCGUCCGACCAGCCGCCGGCGUGCAGGCUGCGAGCCGAGCAGGAGCCCUGGUCCUCAGGGGAUGAGUGACAGUGGUGGGGACCCCUCUGGUAGCCCCAAACCUCAGCCCUUUCCCUUUCCUCCCCCACCCACCUAACGUUUCUCCAACUUCUGAGUUUUAACACCUUUGUGUGGAUUUUUUGCACCCUUUUUUCAGCGUGAAGAACCACCGAGCUCGGUUCCCCCUUGCCCCCAGCCCCCCCAAAAUUCGCAUGCUUGCUCCAGGACCUCCAACUUCAUUCCAGGGCCCCUCUGGGUGGGGUUGUAUUUAAUUUAAACCUCGUCUUUCUCCCUUUCCUGUCAUCUCCCCCCAAUCCAACCCCCCCCAGCGCAUCCAGCUGGAGGCUGGGGACCCCAAAAGGCUGCACCCCAGGACCCAGUGCCACGGGGCGAGGGCACCUCGGGGUCCCCAGCCCCAAGGCGUUGAUGCUCACGGAUGUUGAUGCUUAAGGAUGGAUCUUAAUUUAAUAAAGCCUCGU
Cuculus canorus (common cuckoo) is the source of this 5720-nucleotide messenger RNA. RefSeq names its product nestin (gene NES). The record is from RefSeq and is a predicted model, not a curated record. The transcript has 4 exons. Bases 121 to 5271 code for a protein of 1716 amino acids. Gene Ontology annotation, biological process: positive regulation of intermediate filament depolymerization. Gene Ontology annotation, molecular function: CCR5 chemokine receptor binding; intermediate filament binding. Gene Ontology annotation, cellular component: intermediate filament. Lineage: Eukaryota; Metazoa; Chordata; Aves; Cuculiformes; Cuculidae.